AUGGAUAUAAUUGAGACAAAUACGUCAUAUAUAAUCGUCAAUGGAAGCCAGGCACUGUAUUGUGACCGUCUUUCUGGAAAACUUACUGUGAGACAUGCGUCUGAUGUUUUCAAUGAAUGGAACCCUGUUUGCUUGGGUAAAGUCGAAGGUGUUAUUGGGAAAAUCCGUUAUCAUCCAGAUAGUGAUUGGAGGCUGUAUUUAAUUAAUGAAAGUAAACAUGUAGGAAAAUUACCUGAUGGUUUGGAAGUUCGUCGAAUUAGUCGAGUUACAAUAUUAGUCCUGAACACAUCUCCAACCGGUGAACUUAAUUUAAACUCAUGUACGCGUUCUCAUCCAGACAUUCCAAAAAAGAAUAAAAAGUCAUCAUCCUCAUCACAAAGUAGUCCUACACGUCCUUUCAUGAAAAUGAUGCAAAAACGUAUACUGCCUACGGACACUAGAAAUCCUAAAUGGCGGCAAAUUAAACGCAGAGAGAAAUACGAACAACGCAUUGAAGAGGAACUGGUUAAUAUGUUACAAUCUGAAGAUGAAUCAUACUUUUAUUUUUCUCCCGGUGGAGGUGAUCUCACCAAUUGGACACAGCGUAAAACUCAUCCAUCUUAUUGGAAUGGUGUACAAGUAGAUGUUGAUGGUACAAAUGCGAACAACAAUGUUGUCGUACAACCACCUGACUCACCAACACUAUUUAAACCAACCUGGCGUCAACCUGUUUGGAGACGUGCUGAUCAAAGAUUCUUUUGGAAUUUUCAUUUAUUAUCUCAACCAAUUGCAGAAGCGGAUCGAAUGUUGACCAGUUGUGGUUUCCCAGUCUAUGGUGCUAAUUUCAAAUCUUCUGAAUCAUUUACACAGUUCAAUAGUUUAAUAACAGAUUUAGAAGGUUUAUUAAUACCUAUUGUUCAAGGUUAUGUACAUAUUGAAGAGUUUGUUUUAAACAGACUUCAAGGCCAUCUUGCCGUGAAUAUUGUGCAGAAGUCGAAAAAUUCAGUUGAAAAGUCGAAUAAUGAACUACCAUCAAUGACUGUAACAUUUUUUAAUAACUCUGUAAAUAUGAAUGAUGGAGAAGGUCAAAUAAAUAUAAGCGGAUUAAGUGAAAAAUUCACUAAUGCUUCUGAUGCAGGAGAAAAUAAAGAGGGACAAUUUAAACCAAUUAUUUAUCCAAAUAUUGAUGCUAAUGUUAGACAACUUAAAGAAUUCGACCCAUCCAUCUUCGCAUCGUCAACAACAACAACACUGGUGAAUGCGAACAAGCAUAUAUCAUUUAAGGAGACAUCUGAGACGAAUGAUGUUGCAAAUAUUUCACAUGAAAAAGAGAAUACACGUAAUUCUUGUACAAUAUAUGACUCUGUAGCAGAAGAUACUUCAGAUUCACUUAAAACAAAUACCAAUAAUAUGACAAGCUCAGUUGUUACUGUACUAUCAGUAGAUAAUUCAAACGAUAAUAAUAAUAUUAAAAACAAUAACAUCAAUAAUAACUUCAGUCAAAAAGAAGGUAAACCUAUGAUGAUAGGCGAUGUUGAACAUGUAAAAGUUAUCCUCUUCUCACGUCGAAGCUGCCGUCGAGCUGGUACACGUUAUAGACGUCGUGGAAUCGAUGUUGAUGGAUAUGUGGCUAAUUAUGUUGAAACAGAACAAAUUCUACACACUAAUAUUGACGACUUUCCGCAUACUGUUGCAUUUCUUCAAUGUCGUGGAUCUGUACCACUCUACUGGAGUCAAACAAGUUUAGUUUACAAUCCACCAAUAAUGUUGGAGAAAACACAAGAAGAGAAUCAAGAAGCGUUCAAUAAGUAUUGGUUGCAACACUUUCAUGAAUUUGAGCGUAUACUUAUAGUGAAUUUAUUGAGUUUUGGUCGUAAACAUCGUGAAACUAUAUUGUCUGACGCAUAUAUACGUCAUAUAUUAUUAUCAAAAAAUGAACGUUUAGCCUAUAUUAACUUUGAUUUUCAUGACUUUUGUCGAAAUUCGCAAUUUCAAAAUGCUUCUGUUCUUCUAUCCGGUAUCGCUGAUUUAUUUCGUAAUUUCAAAUACUGCUGGCUUACUCGUAAUGGUAUGAUAUGCGAACAAAAGUGGAUAUUUCAUGUGAACUGUUUAGAUUGUUUAGAUCGUACAAAUUUAGUUCAGUGUAUGUUUGCUGUUGUUAUGAUUACGACUCAGUUGAAAAAAAUUGGUUUAUUAGGCCCUGAGGAAUGUUUACCCACUGAAUUUUUACGUGCAAUUCAGCAUAUGUGGGCGACAAAUGGUGAUGCUAUCAGUCAAAUAUAUGCAGGCACAGGUGCAAUGAAAGGUGAUUAUACUAGAACCGGUUCACGGACAGUUAACGGUCUGAUGCGUGAUGGUGUUUAUUCAGUCAGCCGUUACUAUUUACGUCUUCGUGAGAUAACUCGUCAAGCUGCAAUUGACUUAUUCAUUGGUAAUGAACAAAGCUCUGAAUUGACAAUGUUUUGCGAUGAAUCCGGACUAGAAUCUACUUCACUGCAAGUACGUGAAGAACGCAUUAAACUACUUAUUGGUCGAUGUCAAGAGCUUUUGAUUCAACCUAAUGAAAAAUGCUUUUCUGAAUGUCUGCUUGUCUCAUACUCUGAGUUUAUUCGUGACAUGCACUAUGUGAAUACAGUUGCACUGGUAACUGACAAGUGUUUACACUUUAUCAAAACUGAUUUCACGGACAGAAAUAAUCGUCCAGCGUAUAUUCGAAUACCUUUGGAAGCGAUAGAGAAGCUGGAGUUCGGAUUGGAGCCGGCUAUUUUUCGUGCAAAGUACUUCGUUCUGAGAAUAUUCUACAAACCUCCUGAUGAAAAUUCCAAUCAGCCUUCUGAUUCACAAAGUCAACCAAUUGUUGUAGGCAGUGAAUGUAUGAAUGUCAAUUGUCAGCAAACACUGGCUUCAACUAACCAAGAAAAGCGUUCUCAAUCAUCAGAUCUGAGUUUAUCACCUGUGAAGAAUGUUGAAAAUAUUCGAAGUAACAAUGGGAGAAUAUCUCGAACAGAUGUUGUAUUUGGUCGAAUGGCUCAUGCAUUCACUACAAGUUUCCUAACGAACGAUAGAGAUACAGAAGACAGUCAAUACAAAUUGAACUUGCAAGGGAACCGGACAAUGUCAGAACAAAAUUAUUCAGAGGUUGAAAAUAAAGAUGUAAGUAGUGGAGGAUGUGCUGGGGGUGGAGGAGUUGGCGUUGGUGGCGCUGGAGCUGGUGGUGUUGGUGGGGGUAACAAUGCUACUGGGAUCCGUAAUUUUAGACAAGCACUUAAAAUGCCGAAAGUAACACAUCAUUUCCUUGAAUUCCUUCAACCAGAUACAAGACUCUUCAAUACAGUUCUAGUCCCUGUUCCACCAGGUGACGAGUCUGUACAAGCAUUACGCGUUGUAGCUUCAACAAUUCUCAUUUCACUUCAAUCGAUUGGUCGACAUUUAGAGUUGACUGAAACAAAACCGCCAAAUAAACUGGAGCGUUUACGUCAAGCUAAUAUACCGAAAGCAUAUCAACCACCAGUUGACCUACACACCCUUGGAUAUGGUCUGCGUGCGUUGGGUCGAAGACGUGAAUCUACUGUCAGCUUACGUAGUCGGCAUCGUACGUCUAGAGCGAGUUCAAUCCAACCCGCACAAUUGGAUACUGAUGAUGCAUCAGCAGAUGUUAUGAAUAAGGAGGAUGAGAAUGCAAGGGAUGAGACAUCAUUUGGAGGAUUGAAUAAGAAUGUAAUUAAACAGAGAUUGAGGCAAAUCAAGUUGCCUAAGUUACCAUUUAAUUUUGGUCGGAAUACAAGAUCAACAUCAGAACAGAAUCGUGGUAAGAAUCUACCAAUAGUCGCUGAAAAAUCGAACAAUGCUAAACAGGACAGGGGUGAGCCAGAUUCAGAAAUUGCAGAUUGUGCACAAUUCUGUUCACCCAAGUUCAAGUCAAAACGUAAUAACAACAAUCCUGUCUUCAACGGCGAUGACGACUAUAAUUAUGAUGAUGCUGAUGAAGAUGAUGACGAUGACUUAGAUGAAGAGGACGAAGCGACUGACAACAGUGACAGAAUCGAUGGUGAAGAUGAUGUCGAUCUGAGUGAUGAAGAUUCUCUCUCUGAAGACAAUCAGUCAACUAUUAAAAUUCCUAUCUUGUAUCCUUUAUUCAGGCGGUCGACGUUUCAUGGUGCCCAUGAAGCAUUACAAUGUAAGCAGGCGAUGUCAUACUCACCAUCAUUGAAGCAAGCAUAUUCCAAACAAUACUCACAUUCAGAAUCUGACAUUAGUAAGCUUCUGACGUCAUCAACACCUGUUUCCUUCCGUGAUUGUAUGGAUGAUCAACAAAAGCGACAGUUGGAAACAAUCUCUAAAUCACGGAAGAGGUUACUGAAAAAAUCAUAUCAAGCCAUAAGCAAAUCAAAACUUUCACUACAACUGAAUCGUUUCCCAAAUGUUGGACAAAAUGAUAAAGCUGAGUCAACGACUCCCAACAAAGUGACACUUCAACUUCCUAGUCAUCAUUUGUUGACUCCAAAUGUUACUGAAAGACAGAUUAAUUUACAGACUGCUAGUCUAGAAGAAUUAUUAUAUGGGAUUGCUAGUCUCCAUGGUGGUGACAGUGGCAACACUCGAACAGGUAGUGUCAGUCGUUUGGAGAAGCGUAGUAAUGAUCGUGGUAGUGGAACAGUGCCAACAAAGUCUGAUUCUAAUUCACGUGUGCCGAAUGAUCAAACUAUUCCAUUGGAAUGCCUCAACAAUAAGAUUAUCUUCGAAAGGUUACAACAAUUAUUCAAAGAGUAUACACAACCAAGUAUAAUGAAUUCACUAUUAGUUUUAUCAUUAUCAUCACUGCAUAGUGAAUUUAACAAUAAUCCUGUAAAUAAUUCCACGAUUGAUUCAACUGCUUCUACUACUAAAACUACUGAUUACACUACUACUGAGUCUUUCAACAAAGAAUUCAAUUCACUGGUGGUAAUACAUGAUUAUGGUUUAUACGAGCUAUUGAAACAUGUCUAUUUACCAGAUAUUCAGCUACCUAAAAAUGCAAAGUUAACUGAAAAGUUGAAGCGUAAACAACUGUAUACACUGAUUCAGUUAGAUAGAAUUCGUCGUCAAUUAUUUUGUGCAGACAAACGACCGCAGCAGCAUACAGGAGUUGGUGAAAAGUACCAACUGGGACAACAGAAAACAAUUUAUUCCUCAUUUAUUAUAUUUUGA
Trichobilharzia regenti is the source of this 5166-nucleotide messenger RNA. Lineage: Eukaryota; Metazoa; Platyhelminthes; Trematoda; Strigeidida; Schistosomatidae. The record is from the annotation of a GenBank genome assembly.